CUUCCUCCCCAAUUUUUAACCCUAGUGGACUGUCCGUUGCUGUGUGGAUCUGGCGAGGAGAAAUCGAGAGAUGCGGUUCGUGGAUUCAUCAGUUUCGCUUCUCGCCACUUGCGGCAGCGACACCGUCAAGCUCUUCGACGUCACGGUGGAUGCCGGCGAUCCCUGCACCCUCAGCUACACGCCUUCCCCCGGAUCUCAAAUCAACUCCGUCAAGUGGAACCACACCAACCUAGUGGUUGCUAGUGCUGGUGACGAUAAAAAGAUAUCACUUUGGAAUAAAAAUGGCCAAAGUAUGGGAUCCUUUCCUUCUCAUGGCAGUGACCUUGCUGAUGACAUUGAGGAAUCGAAGACCCAGCUUCUCAUUUGGUGUCAUGCUAAAAAUAUUCAUUCUUGCUAUGUUGGGUAUAACAAUUCAGCAAAAUGUAUACUACGUUGGACUCCAUCUCAUUUCUCCAACUGUUGCCAGUGCCUUGGGCAAUGCCAUUCCUGCUUUUACUUUCUUAUUGGCAAUUGUACUGAGGUUGAUUCAGAUAUUAAUUCCAAGUAAUUUUACAGUGAAUUUAGUUCAUUCAAAUAUCAUUCUAUAUUUGGUCUUUUUUUUGCUC
Messenger RNA from Zingiber officinale, 605 nucleotides. RefSeq names its product protein NEDD1-like. Bases 71 to 547 code for a protein of 158 amino acids. Gene Ontology annotation, molecular function: gamma-tubulin complex binding; protein binding. NCBI's taxonomy places the organism in Eukaryota, Viridiplantae, Streptophyta, Magnoliopsida, Zingiberales, Zingiberaceae. Gene Ontology annotation, biological process: regulation of microtubule nucleation; regulation of phragmoplast microtubule organization; cell plate assembly. The transcript is spliced from 3 exons. The record is from RefSeq and is a predicted model, not a curated record. Gene Ontology annotation, cellular component: kinetochore microtubule.